Molecule: messenger RNA, 696 nt
Organism: Grosmannia clavigera kw1407
Lineage: Eukaryota; Fungi; Ascomycota; Sordariomycetes; Ophiostomatales; Ophiostomataceae
Product: gcn5-related n-acetyltransferase
Exons: 2
Coding region: 1-696 (231 amino acids)
Source: RefSeq, a predicted model, not a curated record
AUGCCGUUUCAAUUACUCGAUGUGGACAUACCUGCCGACUUCGGCGAAGUCAUUAAGUGCCAGUGGACAGCUUACGAGAAUCCUUUCCAGAGAUUUUUCCGCCUCUACUGCCCGAUUCUUGGAAACGGGCCCAAUGCCCGAGCCGAGUCCAUCAAGGAGUCGACCGAACGCCAGCUCGCCUGGCACCACUCUGAGCCUGAGGGCCAUUGGAUAAAGGUCGUCGACAGCUCCGGGAAGAUUGCUGGUGCAUCACUGUGGAAGAUCUUUGCGACAAGCCCCCCCGAAAACGGCGAUUCGGGCGAGGAAGAAGCCGAUUGGCAUCCGGAAGGAGAAGCCAGAGAAUAUGCAACAAAGGUCCUGGAGGCAUUCGAUGCGCCCAGACGCACUAUGGCUAAGAGGCCGCAUGUUUGUGUGGCAGACCUGAUGAUGAACUGGGGGCGGCAGAAGGCAGAUGAGAUGGGCGUGGAGAUGUGGGUCGAUGCUGGAAAGCUCGGCGUGCCUGUCUACGAGAAGCACGGAUUUAUGGUGGUGCACACUACUCGUGUGCAGUUGGCCAAGAUCGACCCUGGCGAGACGUGGAAGAAAAUGGACCGGGAGCUGCAGCCGUUGCAGCAUUGGACUAUGUGGCGCCCUCCAUUUGGUGACUACAAGGAGGGCAAAGUCGUAAAGCCCGAGGAGGUUCCAGAGAAGCUAUAG